Molecule: messenger RNA, 1824 nt
Organism: Pestalotiopsis fici W106-1
Lineage: Eukaryota; Fungi; Ascomycota; Sordariomycetes; Amphisphaeriales; Sporocadaceae
Exons: 4
Coding region: 1-1824 (607 amino acids)
Biological process (GO): methylation
Molecular function (GO): methyltransferase activity
Source: RefSeq, a predicted model, not a curated record
AUGGGACAAUUCGCGAAUGUCCAUUCUCCCCAUCGCGGAGAUGGCCAAGAUGCUGCCGCCCAGAUGCGCGCCACAGAGCACUUGGACAAGACCUGCCUCCUUGAUGACAACGUUGACCGCCCCAAUGCUGCUGAUGUAGUUGACUUGGCCACUCUUCUUGAAGAGCUGAGCAUCGUCAAUUCUAAGCUGGGAGAAGAGCGGCUUCAACACAUCACCAUACACCCCAUUCUCCAUGAUUACUUGAAGGCCAACAAGGGGUAUGUCCGAGCUACCAUCGAGAGAAACAAGGGUUGGGCCAACGAGGAAGCUGAUAAGCACUUCAUGAUACUUCAAGAAUCGGCCGACAAUGUGACUUUAGGUACACAGCGCAAGUUCCACGAGCAGAUGCUCAGUAUCGGUCACGAUAUGGACAAGCUCCAUAAUCUGUCCACGGACUUGGAAGCCUCUGGUGAUGCAAAGUUCCUCGAUCUUUGUAUGUCGCCGGGGGGCUUUUCAGGCACUAUUCUGGCAAAUUCCCCGAAUUCUCAAGCAUAUGGCGUCUCACUUCCCGUCGAGAAAGGUGGACAUCCCUUGUGCAUCGAGGAGCAAUACACUACUCGUAUCCAUGUUGAUUGGAUGGACAUUACAAUGCUCUCAUCAGAGAUGGGCAUCACCGAGAUUUCAGCUGACCAUCCGGAAGUUUCUCGCUUUUCCACAUUGCGCCCAUACGAAGGUCUAGAAUUUGGCCUCGUCUUUUGCGAUGGAAAUGUCUUGCGAACCCAUAAGCGAGCAGACUACCGCGAGGCUAAGGAGGGCAUUCGUCUAUUGACAUCCCAGCUUGUCCUCGCCUUUCAGAGAAUCAAGAAGGGUGGCACUCUAGUCUGCCGCUUUCAUAAGAUUGAGCGUCUUGAGACAGCCGCGCUUCUCUACCUCUUCAACAAGAUAUCCAAGAUGUCCGUGUUCAAACCUGUUUCGAUUCAUGGAGCUCGGUCUUCUUUCUAUAUGAUCGCCAAGGAUAUUCAAACAGACAGUCCCAAGGCAGCUCAGGCUGUCGAGGAAUGGAAGCGACAAUGGCGAGAGGCAACUCUAGAUCUACAAUCAGGCCAGAGAAAGAUCAUUCCUGAUCACAAUGACCCUGACCGUAUCAAGAUGGCCAAAGAAAUUGUCGAGAACUUUGGUCCACGACUGGUCGAACUGGCAAAACCUAUAUGGCAGAUCCAAACAGACGCACUCUUGAACAAGCCUUUCAACACUGGACGAUCGUAUCGCUUCGAGAAUGAAAAGUACAACCAGAAGUCUAGUUUCUCUAAGCCCCGAGGCGCGGCUGAUUUCAGAACCAAGCAGAAUUGGAGACCUCGAAACCAAGAGCCCGAGACCGUACAACCGAUUUCUAGUGAGAAAGCCAAUCAUUACGUCGUGCCCCACCUGCGUAGGAGCUCGUUGCUCAACAAGGAGUCUAAUGUGAGCCACGAUGCCGAAUCUGGAGAUGGUCCUUAUGGUUCACCACCGCGUCAUCUCUGGGGAGCCAAACCGCACAUGACAAUGGCCAUGGAUGCACCUAAUUGGAGAAGCCCUACCUCCAAGAACAUGCGAUCGCCUUCUCCGGCUCCUGAUCGUCCGGUAUUGGCAACCAACAGAGUUCAUGCCUACGGAAUAGGUCACCCCGGAGGCAAUCUGACGAGUAACGCCAAUGGAAGAUCGUGGACUACGGACCAUAACAGAUCAGCCGGCGGUCGGCUCGAUGGUAGCCAAAAGGAGAGCUCGGAAACCCCCUCUCUUCAUUCUGCCUCAUCUUCCCAGUCAUGGCGCCGCAAGCAGGACCCGGAGUCUUUCGAUGAUGAGUAG